Messenger RNA from Xenopus laevis (African clawed frog), 3693 nucleotides. It is a transcript of the gene syn1.S, whose product is annotated as synapsin I S homeolog. The record is from RefSeq and is marked provisional. Gene Ontology annotation, biological process: neurotransmitter secretion. Gene Ontology annotation, cellular component: synaptic vesicle membrane; synaptic vesicle; presynapse. Gene Ontology annotation, molecular function: ATP binding. NCBI's taxonomy places the organism in Eukaryota, Metazoa, Chordata, Amphibia, Anura, Pipidae.
GGGAAUUCCUGGCGGUACCAAUUGUCGGCGCUAAGUGCCUGAGGAGUAGACGGAGUGAGGAGAAUCCCCCGCUGCCAUUGAUCUCUCACAGCAUCGCCGGUACCGGAGCAGGGUCCCAUGAUGAAUUACCUGCGGCGCCGCCUGUCGGACAGUAACUUCAUGGCCAACCUGCCCAAUGGCUAUAUGAGCGACCUGCAGCGCCCGGACCCGCCCGCCCCUCCGCCCCCGGGACCCCAGGGGCCCCCUCCUCCCGCCGCCCCUCCUCCCGCCGCCGUCUCCCCCGAACCCCCCAGCUCUGGCGGCUUCUUCUCUUCCCUUUCUAACGCCGUGAAACAGACCACCGCGGCCCUCAGCGAGCAGGUCUCCACCGCCACCGGGGGCGGCCCUGGCCUCAAGGGCAGCAAAGUCCUCCUCGUCAUCGAUGAACCGCACAGCGACUGGGGGAAGCUGUUUAAGGGGAAGAGAGUCAGUGGAGAAUACGAUAUAAAAGUGGAACAGGCUGAGUUCUGUGACCUGAAUCUGGUGGCGCACAGUAAUGGCAGCUUUUCUGUGGACCUGGAGGUUCUGAGGAAUGGGGUGAAGGUUGUGAGGUCAUUGAAGCCAGACUUUGUGCUGAUUCGCCAGCACGCCUUCAGCAUGGCACGGAACGGAGACUUCCGCAGCUUGGUCAUUGGGCUGCAGUAUGCUGGGGUGCCCAGCCUUAACUCCCUGCAUUCUGUCUACAACUUCUGUGACAAACCUUGGGUGUUCUCCCAGUUGGUGCGAUUACACAAGAAGCUGGGGCCGGAGGAGUUCCCUCUCAUUGAGCAAACCUAUUACCCCAACCAUAAGGAGAUGCUCACCGCAUCCAAGUUCCCGGUCGUGAUCAAAAUGGGACACGCACAUUCAGGAAUGGGUAAGGUGAAGGUGGACAAUCAGUAUGACUUCCAGGACAUAGCGAGCGUGGUGGCGCUGACCAAGACCUACGCAACGUCAGAGCCGUUCAUAGACUCCAAGUACGACGUGCGCAUCCAGAAGAUUGGGAGCAACUACAAGGCCUACAUGAGAACCUCCAUUUCAGGGAACUGGAAGACCAACACUGGGUCAGCCAUGCUGGAGCAGAUUGCUGUGUCAGAUAGGUACAAGCUGUGGGUCGACACUUGUGCUGACAUUUUUGGGGGGCUGGACAUCUGCGCUGUGGAAGCACUUCAUGGGAAAGAUGGACGGGACCAUAUCAUUGAGGUGGUUGGCUCCUCUAUGCCUCUGAUUGGAGAGCAGCAGGAGGAGGACAAGCAGCUGAUAGCAGACUUGGUUGUGUCCAGGAUGUCCCAGAAUCUGCAGUGCAGUCCAUCCCUGAAUCGCCCUACCCAUGGCACCCAGCCUCAGGCGCAGGUUGUUCACUCCAAAUCCGCGACUCCCAUUCAGCAGCAGCAGCAACAGCCUCAGAGACUCCCUCCUCAAGGGGGUCCUCAAGCAACCCAAGGUCCAUUGCGCCAGGGUCCACCCCCCCAGCAACGACCCCCACCACAGGGUCAGCAGGUCCAGGGUCUAAGUCCUCAGCCUUCUGCACAUCCACCAAAUCUACCCAGUCCAGGGGCCCAGCAACGCCAAAUUCCCCCUCAACAGCAGCCCCAGCAGGUGCGACCCCAGCAGCAGCCUUCGCCCCGCCAGUCCCAGUCCCCUCAGCGGCAGCCAAGUCCACAAUGGCCACAGUCACCUCAAAGGCAACAGCAAGGUCCACCUAUGCCAACUGGCCCCAAGCCAAUGGGAGUUCAGCCUGGGCAGCCGCGGCAGCCCGGUCCUCCAAGACAGCCAAUCCCUGCAGGGCCUCAGCAGAAGCCGUUACCACCAGCCAGCCAGCAGCAGCCACCACAACAGGGCAUCCGCCAACCAAUGCAGCAGCCACCUCUUCAGCAGCGCCAGUCUGUUCCUGGAGUGCCACCACAACAGCAGCAGCCUCCACAGCGACCAAUGACUCAGCAGCCCCGACCUAAUCCCCAGGGACCCGGGCAAGCUUCCUCCCGCCCUGGAGGGCCACAAAAGCCGCAAGUGGCUCAGAAGCCGGGUGUCGAGCUGCCCCCACCCCAGUCGCAGCUCAAGUAAGAGCCCUGGCGGUUCUGGGUGGGCCAUACAGGUUUCCGGUUCCUAUACUUCCUUCUGCAUCCCGGUCUGUUGCAUGUUGCCUGUGGCAGUUACACUGGAUUUACUUUAUCUCUCCAUGUGCCAAGACCAUGGGGGUCCCUAGGGGGCACCAGCUGAUCAUUAAGAUUCAUUGGCUGCUCUCACACGCCCACCAUUGUCUUGGUUACCAGGGUGACAAUAUAAUUCCAGUCUGGAGUGCUACCGAGCUGCCAAGAAUAUUUGCUGUGAAUGAAAAGUACAAUGAUAACGAUGGUGAUGCAUGACUUUAACUGUUCAUUAUUUCUCUCCCACCCCUUCUUUAUGUUCCUCCUUUAUCAUCUCUUCUCCAACGUAACCGCCUCACCCCUGGUCCUGUUUGGCAUCCUUCGCAAUUGUGCUGCCAUGUGCUUGGGUUGUGCAUGUUCUGCUCCAUCUGUCUUGUGCCCCCACAAACCUCUGGUGCCCGUGUCUCAUGUCACCGCUCCCCACUAUGGCACCUCUUCUCCUCCUUCUACACAAACAUCUCACCGGAUGUUGGCUCUUUACCCACUUACAAUCCCACGUCAUCCCUUCCAUCUUGUGCCCCCCUUGCACCCCAAUUCAUUUGCCUCCACCAGUAAGUCCCAGUCCCUCACCAACUCCUUCACCCUUGCAGACACGCAGGCUCCUCGCUCCAACCUUAGCCAAGAUGAAGCAAAAGCCGAAACGAUCCGCAACCUGAGGAAAUCCUUUGCCAGUCUCUUCUCUGACUAAUGGAGGGGUCGCCGGAACCUCACUUGUACCCUUUUCCCACUUCAUGCCCCCCCUUAAGCCCCGUGGCUUUGUGUAUGAACUGUUCCCUUGCCCCCUGUGACACAUAUGCACGGCUUCUUGUGCUGGUGCCACACAAUAUGGACACGUGGAUAUGGGAACAAAAGAGAGAGAAAUCUGUAUAAAGAGGAACGUGACAUAUUUCUACGCUCUAUAGACAGGUCCUUAUUGGUGCUGGUACAUUCCCCAGUGCAGCAUGACACAUGCUGGUUGUUGUGCCCCAGUCAGUGGUGUCAUUGUGGCUUGGUGUUGCUAGUGGAGUAGUUCAACGUGUGCGUUUGUGAGUCUUUGCCAUUGCGCUCUCAUAUCGUAACACCCUCCUUUCCAGGCCGUAUCUCAGUUGUGGCCCAUCGCCAUUGUCAUGUUCCUUCUGCUUAGAUUACAUUCCUGGCCUGGCACCCAUCUCUCCCACGCCUCAGCACCCUCAUAAAUUUUGUUGUCAAGCAAAGCUUGGGGUUAUUUGCCAGCACGGCUAAUGUUUCUGAUGAACCUUGUGUUGCCAUGGACUAGUUUUGUGUGCCAGUAAAUGUGUUGUGUGUGUAACCCCAGCUUGCCAGUGUAUGGUGUAACAUUGCCACAAAUUUGUUGGUGCCCCCCAUAGCAAACUAUUCUUCUAAGUAUUACCAGUCAUUUAUUUCACCACGUCAGCCCCCCCCCCACACAUUGUCAAGGAACUGGAGGAGAAACGAGUAUAUAGCUUGUCUGUAAAUGUGUGAAAAUGUGCCCCCUCCCGGGUAACAUAACCCUUAUUUGUCCAAAGAAAUAAACAAUCUGCCAACAAAA